Molecule: messenger RNA, 7590 nt
Organism: Pelmatolapia mariae (spotted tilapia)
Lineage: Eukaryota; Metazoa; Chordata; Actinopteri; Cichliformes; Cichlidae
Product: ecdysone-induced protein 75B-like
Exons: 5
Coding region: 1962-2996 (344 amino acids)
Source: RefSeq, a predicted model, not a curated record
GCCACAGCUCCCAGCAGCGGAUCGCGGUGACAGAGAGUGUGUGUCUGUGUGUGUGAGAUGGGGAUUAUUCUCAUUUCACAGCAGAGGACAGAGGACGAGCCUUUCUGGACACAACACCUCCCCCUCCUUCCUCCUCUUUCUACAGCAACAUAGCAGAGGAGGAGAAGAAAACUAAUACUUCAUCAGUGACAUUAACCAAAGCUUCAUCUGUUCACAUGCUCACGCGGACGAAGAGGGGAGAUCAUCAGCGCCGCAGCAGCGGAUCCCUCGUCUGUCAGACGCAGAGGAAUGAUAAUUAGAAAGAGAUUGACUCGGCAGCAAGAAGAGGAGAGGAGCCGGCCUGCAGCAGCGGGGCGAGCAGAGGAAUACGUGAAGACGGAGAGCGAGAACAGAAGGAGGGAUUGAACUGAUCGUAAUCUGGUGAAGAGGGAAAAGAAGAGAGCGAAACCUCGGAGCAUCAGCAGCAUUUUUUUUUUUUUUUUUUUUUUCUGAGAGAGAUGAUGGUGACAGCAGCGUCAGCGAAGGAGGGGAGAGAGGGAUGAGCUUGGAUCAAUAAUCCUCCCUCCUCCUCCUCCACCUUCAUCCCUCCAUCACCUCUGCAGGAGCCGCUGAAACCUGAUCCGGAAGUGCCAUCCAGCUGGAUUACGGUGAUGACGGUGAAACCGAAAUGUCUCGCAGCGUUCGGGAAGAACACCAAUAUUUAACAUGACCUUUGACCUUUACCUAUCACCUCCUGUGACAGAGCGACUGCAGGAAGACAGGCUGAGGCCUGCUGGUGAGUCCAUGGACCAGGAGGAGGUGAAGCUCUGCUCUUCCAUGCUCAUUAGAAGAUGAUUUUCAACUGACGUUACACUUUUUGAUUUGUGGAGCUUUGAGUUGCGUUGAUUUCUACAAGCUCGGUCCCAGGUCAUAUUAACGAUGGCGAGUGUCUGAACUGAGCUAACAUAACCAUCUGCUGACUGUGAGAUUUGGAAAAUCAGCACAUGGCCUCUGACCCCAGGAUUAUGAGACUCUGCAGGGAAGCCGAUGCUUAGUCAACUCACAGUUCACGGCUCCAGUGGACCGUUGGUGGAAAAAAUGACUGGUAUCACAAGAUCUCAAUAGACUGGAGUCAGCAAUGAUAACAUGCAAUAUCUUUAACACAGAGGGGCAAGCAAAUCCUCUGUCAGCUGUGCUUUCCACACCUGCUUCUGGGAAACUGAUGUUCUGAUGUGCUGUAUGGAGUGCAGAGUCCGGAUACAACUGAUUCACUGAAAAACAGGAAGUUUAACGGACCGUUCUGACUGUCGGGCGAGACGAGGCAAUCUCGCACUCUAACCCGUUCGUUCUGGUUUUAACUGUCAUGGGUCUGAACCCCGGCAGGAGUACCUGACCGAACCAGGGAAUGGUCGGCAGCUCAAUAAAACUCUGUGUUUGGAGCACGCGAGGGCGAGGUCCAUCUUGAUCUCUGAUUCAGAACUCGAAGAAGAAAAAGUCCUCUCCCCCCCACUUACCUCUGGUGGGGGGGAGGGUGAAGGGUACUUUUGUUUUAAGGUUUAGGGUUUAUUUUUCACACAGUAGGCUUUAGGCUGUAGAGUUAGGCGACUCUGCUCUGCGUAACUUCAGAUCCGGUCCAAGUUCUUCUUUGUCGUGUUAAGCUUCCUCUUUGUGUUCGGCCAGUUUGAGGGAGUUGUAUCCUCGGCCCUGUGGCUUAUUUGUGUCACCACUCUUUGAGUUAGCCUUUGGCUCUGCACUAGCAGUAUCUGUGACUCAGGCAGCAUUUCAUUCGGUGCAGAAGUUUAGCAUUUAGACUCAGCGCUGCCUUGAAUUGUAUUACCUGGAUCUAAACAACUGUGACAGCAUUUAGGCUAAAAGUGACCGUUGUCCACUGGGCAUUUCCACAGCUGUUUUGUUUUUAGUUUUUUUUUUAGCCUGAGGUUCCCUAGCCAUUAGCUUGAGCAUUAGCUUCAGACCUAUUAGUCAUGGAUGCUAAUCAGGGCCCAGGCCAGGGCAGUCCAGAAAGCCCUAACCGGGCUGUGGAGUAUCUUCUUGAACUCAACAACAUCAUCGAAAGCCAGCAGAAGCUUUUAGAAACGCAGCGGCGCCGAAUUGAGGAGUUGGAGGUCCAGCUGGACCGGCUCAGCCAAGAGAACAAGGACCUCCGUUUGGACCGGCAGCCCGUCGCUCCUCCCCCACCUGCGCCUCCUCCCGAGCCUCCUCUCCCUCCUCCCCCGCCACCGCCGCCACCAGCUCAGACCACAUCGGCUUCCAUUUCCACAAAGAAUCACCAUCACCACAACAGCCAGCACCAGGCUCCAGCACAGCCUCCCUGCUCCAUCCCCCUUCACCACCAGCAUCAUCAGGUGCACCACCACUCCUCCACCCACCACUCCCACUCGUAUAAUAGCACCAACAGCACCGCUGCAACUCCAAUCCCAGUUCCCUCUCCAACCUGCGCCCCAACCUCUCACUCUGUACCGACCCAAAUUCCAGCUCCGAUCUCCUCUUCAGCCCCGGCUGCUCCUCCCCCACCUCCAAUUCCACCCAGGGAUCAGCCGCGAGCCCACAGCCGGCUGACCCGCAUGCCCUCCACCAGCACUGGCACCAACACCAACUUUGUGGAGAAAGAGAAGGAAAGGCUGGAGCGCCUGCACAGAGCCAACGCUGCCAACAACCAUCACGCCCACACCCUCCACCACCACAAAUUGUCUUAUUCCUCCUCCACCACCUGUUCUACUACCACCACUUCUUGUCGUUCCUCCAACAACCCUACUAGCAUCACCACUCCUUCCUCCACCUCCUCCUCCUCCUCCUCUCUCUACUCCUCCAGCCUACCUCCUAACAGCCACGCCACCUACCAUCAGUACUGCUGUCCCGCGCGCCUCCGCCUGCCCAAGCCUCCCUGCGCCCUGCCCCCCGCCAAGCACCACGAGCAGGCAAGAGAGGAGGAAGAUGAUGACAUCGCCCAUCAGUUCUGUUGCCCCGCCUCCGAGUGCAGUAGCCCCUCAUCUAGGUAACCAGGGGCGACCGUGAGAAAGCUCCGCCCCACACAACUGUCCCAGGGUAAACUGAGGGGUAAUUAUGAGCCCCUGUCCUCCGUCCACCAUGGCUGUCUCUCUCUCUGUCUCUCUCUCUCUUCCUCUUUUGUCGUUUGACCACCAAACAGCAAGAAAACUGUGGAGUAAAAAAAGAGAUGUGUGAAAUCAGAAGAUAUGGAGUAAAUCCGGCGAUCCUUCAUUUAAAACUUCCUCGUUAAAAGCCUGUUUUUGGAGAAAACUGGAGCUUUAAAAGAAAACAAUGAAGCUGUCUUUGCAACUCUGCUGCUGAUCCGAUUGGUUUCUCUUUUCUUUUAAUUCUGGCGACACGUUUUCUUACACACCCUGAGUCAGACAGUAAAAGUUGCUCUGCAGCUUUAAAACCACAAGGACCGAUCAUCACCUCUGCAGUCUGACCUACCUGGAGACGCUCACACCUGCUUCAGCUGGUUCACAGGGUGACUCGGCUGAACGCCGGCGAUGAGUCUGCAGUUUUGUGCAUAAUUUUAAACUCGUCAGGCGCUUUUUAACCUCCGUCUGAAAGGAAACUCUUCCCCUCGUCUCCUAGUUCGGGUCAGAACGGGGACUUUAACGGUUUAUCCUCCCUGUCCGAGCAUGAAGCCAUGACCCCACCGUUUCCUGGCAACGCUGCGUCGAGAGCCUGCUGUAUAAAGAGUUCGGCGAGGAUUGGACAGCGCUCAAUGCAACAACAAGCUGUGGGCUAUCUGUGUCCCAACUCUGUGUACGCAGGCCUCUGGUUGUUGCAUGUUGUCACCACACCAAACUCUUUGGAACGAAGGACGAAGACUCGUCAGGUCUUUAUGGGACCGAUAGUUUGUUAGCGAGUUCGUGAACAGUACGAGUCACUCUGGCAGGUAACCACACAUCAUUCGGAGCUCCUCUUCAGUAAACGCGGGCUGCUCGACUGGUUGCACAGUGGCCGGCCACCGGAGUCCCGAGUUUGCUCUUUGUUUUGUUGCCUACAUACUGCACCCUGGGUUCUCCUUAUAACUGCUUCUUUUCUUAUGUUAACAUCCUGUUGACACACACUUUUAACAGCGGAGCGAGUGUGAGCAGCACGAAUAAAAUCAUACCGACGUACAUCAGGGAAAGUUUGUACUCUUGUUUUGGAGUCUGACGGCUGAAGGAGACCAAACUGAGACUUAGCACUUUGAUGUAUAAGGUCAUGUGAAGAGAAAUGUAUAAAAACGGCCAUAUUAGAAGAGUAAUUUUUGGCCCUUUUUACCACUUAAGACGUGAAGCAGCAAUCAUGACUGAAAACUCUUCAAGUGCUUCCCCCCUCCCCGUGAUCCAGUUUUAGGGAGAACCCUGGUGCCUGAUGUGUACAGUGCACUUGGACAGAGACACACACACAUACACACAGAUGUGCACACAGCAGCUGCAAGAGUCCUCAGAGAUCAUAAAUGAUAUCAGUGAUAUCUGGAGUAUGUUUACAUGCACAUCAGUCCUCUGAUCACAGGCGGUGAUCGGCUUUAAGGCAAUAUUUUCAUGAUGUCACGUAGCCGUUACCACAAUCUACUAUAUAUGCUUAAUGAAAGGGUUCUUAUUUCACGAAUAUGACGACUACUUCUGAUCUGAUCGUACACGCAGACCAAGCUCUGCUAAGCUGUUUAGCUUAGUGUGACGCCAUAAGAGCCAUCUCUGCAGAGGUCUUUGAAAGGAGAUAUCUGAGCCUGGAGCCAAGGUUUUAAAAUGUCACUCACUGUAAGGAGCAUGUGAGACCAGUCAGUCAAAUCAGAUACACGUCAAAGGGUCCAAAUGCAAAAUACAGGAGGUUUUCUCGCUAAUAAAUAAAAGAACGGUAGUAAAAGACCGUGAGCUCGUCGUGCUAACUGUUGAUCAGUUAUGUUAGCUUGCCUUGUCGGUGACAUCAGCAGUGCAUACAUACAAAUCAUGCUUUACAAUCAAAGUGACAUCAAGUGGCUUUUAUUGUCAUUUGAGCCAUCCACAGGUAAUAUGGUACACCGCAGAACAAGUCAUGGUGCCACAAAUAAGGCUACACCCAACUCCGGUUAGCUCCAGUAAACCUAACCUGCAGUUACUGCUUCGCUAGCUUUGCUGUCCCAUCGCUGUCACAUUUAAUUAGCUGCCUGCACUGAGCCAAGACGUUUGCUCAGGUAAAAGAAAUCCAUAAAUAGACAUGUCUAAAGAGAAGAACUGUCAGUGUUUAAGGAGGGAAGCUUGGUCUGCAUGUACUGUUGCUCAGAUCACGAAAAACUCAAAUAAUUGGAUUUCAUGUGACAGUUUCAGGAGUCGCAGUAUUGCCUUAAUAACUACAGUGCACGUAAACACACUCGGUGACUUCCCCUCUGAGCAAGAGGAAGCUGAUGAAGGCGGUGAUGAAGGGAGCAACAGUGGAGCCCUUUGUGUCGUCUCUCAUCUUUUUUUGUGUACACUCUUUUAUCCAUCUUCUCUUUGCGUUUAACUCUGUAGCUUUGACUCCCUCAAGCUCCUCCUCUUUUCCUCUCCUUCCUGUUUUUUUUCCUCUUCCUAAAGAAAGAAAGUAAGAAAGACAUUUUUCUGAUUCAGUGCCAAGAAAAUCAAAGACGAAAAAGUGAAAAGUCUGUCUCAUUGCCAAGUUUGAUAGCGGGGGGAGGGGGUAUUAUCCUCCCGUCGCAGUGCCAAGUUAAAAAAAAAAAAAGAAAAGACGUCUUUGACACCCAAACCCUCGAGCAAAUGUAAUGUUUUAUGAGCAGAAAACGCCGUAUGCUGUAUGAGCAAAUCCUCUGACGAGUUCAUCCAGUAAUCUUUUAGCUGUAAAGUCCGAUCUAUAUCUUUAUUUCAUAGCUAGCUGCCCACAGUUUUGUCUGUAGCUCCUUUUCGCCGUUUAUACAUUUAAAAAGCAAUACGUUUGUUUUCCAAGUCUGGAACGAGAAUCUCCCAGUGUAUGUAAACUCAUAUUGAGUGGGAGGGGGUCACACCCGUGUAGUAGCUGAUUUAUCAAUAAAAAAAUGCGCUUUGAUCCAAAGUUUUGUAUGCAGCACGACGACGUUUGACACGAUGUCACAGGUUUACAACAUGAGUCCAGUGGUGUUAUCAGUAUUAAAAACUUAUUAAUAUUUAACUGUGGAACAGAUGAAAGUGGUGGAUAUUUUAUUUUUUCAGAGAUGUAAAAUGCCUGUCUGUGAAACAUGUUUUUUUUUUUUUCCAUCUUUGCAUGAUUGCGAUUUUUUGCUUUACUGACAGACUCUUCUCAGAUCCUUAAAGGGGACCUAUUUCGCUUAGACUUUUGCAAAGUAGCUUUGCCUGAUUCACAGGUUAGAAUAACCCUUAUUAAUCUUGUACUGCUCCUUGGCGCAGCCCCUUUAACUCCUCUCCUCCACGCUCUUCUGAUUGGCUGCCCCUCAUAAGCCAAAGUCUUGAACAUCAGUUGGGCGGGGCUUCUGUGCCCAAAAGUAGUAAAACUCUCAGAAACUGAGUGCUCAGAAGGCAUUACAGGGAUUUUUUGUACACAUGGUGACUUCAUCAUUUCAAACCUUGGGUAUGUUUAAUGUACAUGACAGAAAGAAGUAAAUAAGAAAUAAUAGGUCCCCUUUAACUCAAGAAAAGCACAAAUACCGCACUGUAAUAAUACUCAGAUACAAGCUGAAAAGCAUUAACAGGCAUACCUGCUCAUUACACAGGACCGCCCAGUUUGCUACGUUGUAUAUCAUAUAUUUAUUAUUUGAAUCAUUGUUAAUCUGAAAGCCUUGUAAUGUGAAGGUUUCUGCCUUUAUACAGUACAGAAUUGCAGUUGCAACCCGCGCACACUAAACUCAUCUUAAUUUGUCAUGUGGUGAGGUUUGCAGUGACGUAAAGGACCUCUGUAUUAUUCCUAAAUGCAGUGUUUAACCAAACGCCCUCCUGCUGUGCACUAAUGAUGGUGAAUAGUGACAAGAGAGAUUUUGGACGGUUUCACUUAAUUGAGUUUUAAUGCAAAUGAUUACUUCCUGUUUGUCUCUCAGUGUGUUCCUACUUUUUCUCGCUGUAAAUGAAUUAGCUGUGAAAAUGUUUAUUGAGAUGUGAAAGAUCGUGUUAGCACAGCAUGAGAAGUCUUUCCACAGCAGUUUAUCACCUUUUUUUUAGAUUCAUCCUGAGCGACAGUCCUCCAGCUUUACAACUUAUUCAUCUUGGUUAUGAUGCACUUUCCAUCACAUUGGGUGCAAACUGCCAGUGAAACUGAGGAAAACUGCAUCGGUAAAACACCGUACCAUGUAGUCAAUAGGUGAGAACAGAUAAAUGAUCAAACCUUAGCGAUACUAACCAUCCCGUCCUCUCAGUGUGCAGGGAAACAAUAUCAAGUUUGAUAAGAUACCGUAGGACUUCUAAUGUGCCAUGUUUAUAACAGUUUAUUACCUAGGACACUCUGCACUACCACUAAACGACAAUAUGCUGCAAUUAACCCAAAUCAGUCCAGUACGAAUUUAUUAGUGUUGUUUGUUAAUUCAGCUAAUAUUAACCCGAGGGAAUACGUAAUGUUUUAUUGUUGUAAUAUAGUCAUAUUAGCAUAAUAGGCUUAAAAAAACUAGACCAUAAAAUCUGUUUCCUGUGUAGAACCUUCUCAUCACCUGAUGAU